This is a messenger RNA of Fulvia fulva, 1932 nucleotides long. Its product is annotated as putative succinate dehydrogenase [ubiquinone] flavoprotein subunit, mitochondrial. The record is from RefSeq and is a predicted model, not a curated record. The transcript has 2 exons. Gene Ontology annotation, biological process: mitochondrial electron transport, succinate to ubiquinone; tricarboxylic acid cycle. Lineage: Eukaryota; Fungi; Ascomycota; Dothideomycetes; Mycosphaerellales; Mycosphaerellaceae. Gene Ontology annotation, molecular function: electron transfer activity; succinate dehydrogenase (quinone) activity; flavin adenine dinucleotide binding. Bases 1 to 1932 code for a protein of 643 amino acids.
AUGUUCUCCGCCGGCCUGAGGCAGUUUGCUGGCCGCAACCUCUCCCGCAGCACAGCACGCAACUUCUCCUCGACGCCGCGAGCAAACCGCAUAAUCACCAGCGCGCCACUGCGAGCGAAGGAGGCAUCGGGAGCCAUUGGACACAAGUACCCCGUCAUUGACCACGAGUACGAUGCGUUGGUCGUCGGUGCAGGAGGCGCUGGACUGCGAGCAGCAUUCGGUCUCGCAGAGGCAGGUUUCAACACAGCGUGCAUAUCGAAGCUCUUCCCCACGAGAUCACACACCGUGGCCGCCCAGGGUGGUAUCAACGCUGCGUUAGGAAACAUGCACGAAGAUGACUGGAGAUGGCACAUGUACGAUACUGUCAAGGGAUCCGACUGGCUGGGCGACCAAGAUGCUAUCCACUACAUGACAAGAGAGGCGCCCGCAUCAGUGUACGAGCUCGAGAACUACGGCUGCCCAUUCUCGCGAACAGACGAUGGCAAGAUCUAUCAGCGUGCUUUCGGUGGACAAUCGAGAGAGUUUGGCAAAGGUGGACAGGCAUACAGAUGCUGUGCUGCCGCAGAUAGAACCGGACACGCUCUCCUGCACACGCUUUACGGCCAGUCGCUUAGACACAACACCAACUACUUCAUCGAGUUCUUUGCCAUCGACCUGAUCAUGGAGGACGGCGAAUGUAAGGGUGUCAUUGCCUACAACCAGGAAGACGGCACUCUCCACCGUUUCCGCUCGCACAACACUGUCCUGGCAACCGGUGGUUACGGUCGUGCUUACUUCUCUUGCACAUCUGCCCACACAUGUACUGGAGACGGAAUGGCCAUGGUCGCCCGUGCCGGUCUGCCAAACCAGGAUCUCGAGUUCGUACAGUUCCACCCAACUGGUAUCUAUGGUGCUGGUUGCUUGAUCACCGAAGGAUCUCGUGGUGAGGGAGGCUACCUCCUGAACAGCGAGGGUGAGCGGUUCAUGGAGCGUUACGCACCAACUGCUAAGGAUCUCGCAUCUCGUGACGUGGUCAGCCGAAGUAUGACAAUGGAGAUCCGUGAAGGCCGCGGUGUUGGCCCAGACAAGGACCACAUCUACCUCCAACUUUCCCACUUGCCACCCGAGAUCCUCCACGAGCGUCUUCCAGGUAUCAGUGAGACUGCAUCCAUCUUCGCCGGUGUCGAUGUUACCAAGCAGCCUAUUCCUGUCCUCCCAACAGUCCACUACAACAUGGGUGGUAUUCCAACCAAGUACACUGGUGAGGUUCUCACAGUGGACGACAAGGGCAACGACAAGGUUGUGCCAGGUCUGUUCGCUUGCGGUGAGGCUGCUUGCGUGUCCGUCCACGGUGCCAACCGUCUUGGUGCAAACUCGCUGCUCGACUUGAUCGUCUUCGGUCGUGCCGUCAGCCACACCAUCCGUGACAACUUCUCGCCCAACCAGCCACAUAAGGAGAUGCAGAGUGAUGCUGGCUCCGAUGCCAUCGGUAUGGUCGACCACGUCCGAACUGCUGAUGGACCAAUGAGCACCAACGAGAUCCGAUCCAACAUGCAGAAGGUUAUGCAGUCAGAUGUCUCCGUGUUCAGGACACAGGAAUCGCUUGACGAGGGUGUAACGAAGAUGCGUGAGGUUGACCAGCAAUGGCACCAAGUCGGUACCAAGGACCGAAGCAUGAUCUGGAACAGUGACCUCGUGGAGACACUCGAGCUCCGUAACUUGCUCACCUGCGCCGUUCAGACCGCAGAGUCUGCCGCCAACCGCAAGGAGUCGCGUGGCGCACACGCCCGUGAAGAUUACCCAGACCGUGAUGACGAGAACUGGAUGAAGCACACCCUCUCAUGGCAGAAGAAGCCCCAUGAGAAGGUUGAGCUUGGCUACCGAGGAGUUGUAGCCAACACACUGGAUGAGAGCGAGUGCAAGGCGGUUCCACCGUUCGCAAGGAAGUACUAG